Molecule: messenger RNA, 1202 nt
Organism: Arachis stenosperma
Lineage: Eukaryota; Viridiplantae; Streptophyta; Magnoliopsida; Fabales; Fabaceae
Product: transcription factor NAI1-like
Exons: 4
Coding region: 314-1018 (234 amino acids)
Molecular function (GO): protein dimerization activity
Source: RefSeq, a predicted model, not a curated record
UGUUUUUUUAUUUUCCCCCUUUUUUUUUAUGUCUUCUUUCUUCAUCUUCAUUGCCCCUUUUUUUAAAUAUUAUUAUUUACUUAGAUAUAUAUAAAUAUAUCACAUAAUUGUGCAUUGCACGCAUUACUUCACACUACACACCCCACACUCUAUUAUACUAUCAUCUUUUCUCCUAGCUACAUAGAACCCCAGAUCAAAAUCUUAGUUUUUAUUUUUAUUUUUUUAAUUUUAAUUUGUUGAUCUUCUAAACCCCACUUCUUUUCACAUCCAUUCAUUCUUCCUACUACCUUAUCUUCUUUCAAUAACCCAACUAAUGGAGGAGUCAGGGGAAAAUUGGCCUUCGGAUUCUGAUUUGGAAAUGGGUGAUGACAAUAAUAAUGAUUAUUGUUAUGAUGAUGAAGAAGAAUUGGGUUGUGAUGAAGAGAUUCAAUAUUUUGCUGAAGAAGCUUUAGAUCCUAUUAUGGAUGAGACUCAAAGGAAGAAGAAACAAAGGGAACUUGAAGAGAGAUUGCUUGCACUUUCAGCCACCAUACCCAGUAGUGGCUUCAAGAAUAACAAGAUGGACGAUAGAUCAAUCCUUGACAAUGCUAGCAACUACGUGAAACAACUCCAACAACGUGUGAGGGAGCUAGAACAAGAAGUUGGUGGUGGAUCCAACAGUAACAAAGGUUCCACGUCUUAUAAUAACGAAGAAGUAAACUCUUAUAAUAGUAAUAAUAAUUGUGAUGAAUUCUAUUAUGGAGAAGGUGGUGGCAAUAAUAUUAAUCUUCCUGAGGUCAAAGUAAGAGUGUUGCAAAACGAAGUGCUCAUCAUAAUCCAUUGUGAGAAACAAAAGGGUUUGAUGCUCAAAAUUCUAACAAAGCUUGAGAAUCUUCAUCUUUUGGUUCUCAAUAACAGUGUCUUGCCAUUUGGGAAGUCAACCCAAGACAUAACCAUUGUUGCUCAGAUGGGAGAUAGAUACAACAUGACAGUGAAGGAAUUAGUGAAAACCCUGAGAUUAACUAUCUUGACACAAUAGUCAUCAGUUAAUUAUUUAUAUAUAUUUGUAUGUAUGAGAUCAUGCAUUCAGAAGUACUUAUGAUUAUUUCUAUAUGUUUAUAUGAGACAUCCAAAUUCAAGUUGUGGUUUCAUUCAAUGGAGACUAGUUAUUCAACUUGUAAUGUUGCUCAAAAAAUGCUACAUAUAUAUACACUACUGGUUUG